AUGGCUAAAGACGCAACUUCGCCUGCGCAGUCAGUCACGGAGCUCAAUGCCUGUGUUACCACGACCUCUUCGCACCGUCCUGUGAAGGACACCACCUUCCGCCAAUGGGUGGUCUCUAAUCAGAUCGGAAUAUCUUUGACAACCCUCUCCAUGCUAUUGGCCGUCCACCAUCUGUACCCUUCUCUUUCGCCCUAUACCACGCCUUUUUUCCAGCUGUCGUACUACCAACCCUCGCAGGGGGUCUACAUCCAAGGCUGGGAUGAUAUUUACUUCGUCAUCAGCUCCGUCUUUGCGUUUACCGCGAUUCGUGCCAUUGUGAUGGAAUGGGUGUUUCAGCCGUGGGCGCAAUCGCAUGGAUUGAGAAAGAAAGCGUCGAUCCGGCUCGCGGAGCAGGGCUGGAUGUGCUUGUAUUAUGCCGCCUUUUGGACCGUCGGAAUGUACAUUUGGUCGCAGUCUAAUUACUGGAUGGACUUUAAGGCUAUCUGGGCUGAGUGGCCUGCGCGUGGUGUCUCUGGCUUGAUGAAGUGGUACCUGCUUGCGCAGCUUGCGUUCUGGGUCCAGCAGAUCUUCGUUAUCAACAUCGAGGAGCGGAGAAAGGAUCACUACCAGAUGUUGACCCACCAUUUCAUCACCAGCUGUCUCCUCACUUCCGCGUACGUCUACGGUUUCUAUAACGUCUCCAAUGUGGUGCUGAGUUUGAUGGACAUCGUGGACCUGCUACUGCCGAUUGCCAAAAUCCUCAAGUAUCUCGGAUGCGAGAUGCCAUGCAACAUCGCGUUCGGAGUUUUCAUGGUUGUUUGGGCAAUCUCUCGCCACAUAAUGUACCCGCUACUCUGCUGGUCUAUUUACAAGGAUGUGCCCAACGUUAUGUCGUGGGGCUGCUACUCCGGUGCCACAGGGGAGUUGAUCUCAACCGAUGGAUACCCUGACCGAUACAUGCACCUUAUCUCCCCCUUCCUGGACAUCGACGGCCCCAUAUGCAUGAAUCGCAUGAUUAAAUGGAUUUUCCUGUCGUCCCUACUAGCACUCCAGUUGCUAUCCAUCAUCUGGUUUAGCAUGGUCAUUCGCGUGGCCGUAGGUGUCCUCCGCACCGGCAACGCAGAAGACACUCGCAGCGAUGAUGAAGGAGAGGAGGAGGAGUCCGACGAAGUGGAUUCGCUACCCAAGAGCCCCGCCAACGGCAGCGUCGUCGCAGCGGAAGUCUCGAGUGCCGAAUGGCGUCGGUCCAGCGGGUCUUCCGCCCGACCUCGCCGAAGCGACCACAAGGCACUGCUUGGCCGUAUCGGAUGCGAAACGCGUACCUAG
This is a messenger RNA of Aspergillus mulundensis, 1305 nucleotides long. Its product is annotated as putative longevity-assurance protein (LAC1). The record is from RefSeq and is a predicted model, not a curated record. The transcript is spliced from 4 exons. NCBI's taxonomy places the organism in Eukaryota, Fungi, Ascomycota, Eurotiomycetes, Eurotiales, Aspergillaceae. Gene Ontology annotation, biological process: ceramide biosynthetic process. Bases 1 to 1305 code for a protein of 434 amino acids. Gene Ontology annotation, cellular component: membrane. Gene Ontology annotation, molecular function: sphingosine N-acyltransferase activity.